This is a messenger RNA of Nematocida minor, 360 nucleotides long. Its product is annotated as transcription initiation factor TFIID subunit 11. Lineage: Eukaryota; Fungi; Microsporidia. Bases 1 to 360 code for a protein of 119 amino acids. Gene Ontology annotation, biological process: RNA polymerase II preinitiation complex assembly; transcription initiation at RNA polymerase II promoter. Gene Ontology annotation, cellular component: nucleus; transcription factor TFIID complex. The record is from RefSeq and is a predicted model, not a curated record. The transcript has a single exon. Gene Ontology annotation, molecular function: transcription coactivator activity; protein heterodimerization activity.
AUGAGAGAAGAUGAAGGAGAUCCAAUGGAUACAGAAAGCGAAGAAAUAGAGGUCUACAAAGAGCCAGCAGCUGCGGAGAUGGUCGAUUUAACAGAAGAUGAGCUAAUGAGGUACGUAAAAUUCAGGAGAACAGGGUUUAACAAGGGCGGAAUUCGAAAGUUUGUCAGCCAAGUUUUGGAGCAGACAUGCAACCCGAAUUUCUCGAUUGUGCUGAGCGGAAUAGCAAAGGUGUUUGUCUCGGAAAUGGUUGAAGAGGCAAAAGAAGUGCAGGAGCAGUGGGGAGACGCAGAAGAGCUCCUGCCCUCGCACAUACACGAAGCGUACAGGCGCCUCUGCAAGAAGCUGCCAAAUAUGAAUUGA